Messenger RNA from Penicillium hordei, 1317 nucleotides. RefSeq names its product ubiquitin-conjugating enzyme E2. The transcript has 8 exons. Gene Ontology annotation, molecular function: ubiquitin conjugating enzyme activity; cysteine-type endopeptidase inhibitor activity. The record is from RefSeq and is a predicted model, not a curated record. Gene Ontology annotation, cellular component: nucleus. Gene Ontology annotation, biological process: negative regulation of apoptotic process. Bases 1 to 1317 code for a protein of 438 amino acids. NCBI's taxonomy places the organism in Eukaryota, Fungi, Ascomycota, Eurotiomycetes, Eurotiales, Aspergillaceae.
AUGGGGGACCAGUGUACGCUGCGCCUCGUCCGAGAACUGAGACAGGUUGAGCGGAGUGAGCAACUUGCUUUCACUGUCCGUUAUGAGGAAAGCAACAUUCGAGAUAUCCAAGCCCUCAUCAUCGGACCCCCAGGCACCCCAUACGAACUGGGCUUUUAUGAGUUCUCAAUCAAAAUCCCGUCAGAUUACCCAGCAAAUCCGCCGGUAGUGAAAAUCCGGACAACCAACAGGGGCCGGACUCGCUUUGGUCCUAAUCUGUCGAUCUUGGGAACUUGGCAUGGUUCUCGGGGUGAGCAAUGGUCACCGGCGCAGGGACUCGAAUCCGUUAUGCUGUCAAUCCAGAGCCUCUUAUCCUCAAACCCAUAUACGCUGGAACCCGGAUUUGAGGGAAACGAAAGGGCGAAUGACACAGAAAACAUGGAGAUCUACAAAUCCAAGAUCCGCCAUGAAAAUUUACGACUGGCAGUCAUCACACCUCUUGAACAAGCCUUUCAAACUUCGUCCCCUCCUCGCCGAGUGGCGCUAAGGGUCUGUCACGAAUCGAGCGCGGAAGAAGAUAGUGAUGUCGAACUAGAACCCGAAGCUGGAUUGUUGGCUCAAAGCAAGUUCCACGACUUCUGCAAGCGACGCUUCCUGUGGUACCUUGAGUUCUACCAAAACGCCAUUGAGAAAGGUAUCGCGGACGAGGCACGCAGACAAGGAACGCCAUUCGUCCAAAUGCCGUUUGAAGGCUAUGGUAAUACCAUGAGCGGAGAAUGGAACUACAUCGACCUACAAACCCGUUUGUUGGCUCUUCGAGACCGAUUGAUGGAAGAGACCUACAACUGGCCCGUCGAGGGUCUUGCUCUGGUCAAGGAGGAUGCCGGGAUUGCAGUUAAACUGGCCGGCCAGCAUGAGCAGAUUGCUGCAGAAAUGAACUCUUGUCCUCAAGUCAUUGAUCUGUCGCUGGUUGAUGACAACCCGUUCGUCUGGAGACUCACCUAUGUUGGUCGCAACGAGUCCAGACUGGAAGGUGGCAUUAUCAAGAUAAAGAUUUACAUCAGUCCUCGACACCCAGAAGAACAACCUCGGGUCUUCGUCGAGUCACCCUUGUACCACAUUCGUGUUUCCAAGCUGGGUGUGUUAAUGUACCUUCCUUCGCAUGCUGAAGAAAUCGGCCAACACAUCGAGGGCAUCGUCAACACGCUGGAAGACGACAACCCUCCAUACAAUCCCCUCAUGACAGUCAACCCAGAGGCAAGCGCUCUGUGCUGGGGUUCGGAAACAGACCGCAGGCUCUACAGGCGCAAGCUUCGAACAUCUCUGGAAGAAUCCUGA